Messenger RNA from Lithohypha guttulata, 1230 nucleotides. RefSeq lists its product as uncharacterized. NCBI's taxonomy places the organism in Eukaryota, Fungi, Ascomycota, Eurotiomycetes, Chaetothyriales, Trichomeriaceae. The record is from RefSeq and is a predicted model, not a curated record. Bases 1 to 1230 code for a protein of 409 amino acids. Gene Ontology annotation, molecular function: oxidoreductase activity; FMN binding. The transcript has a single exon.
AUGGCUCACAGUACUGAACACGACCUCAAUUGCUUAACCAUUGCGGAGCUCGAGAAGAUAGCUCGAGACCGUAUGGACAAGCAAACACGAGACUACUAUAACGAAGGAGCCGACAGCGGUAGCACCUUAGCCGAAAACCAAUCUGCCUACAACAAAUAUCGCAUCCGGCCUCGCGUGCUUCGUGACGUUUCAAGGAUCGAUACUUCAGUGCCAAUCUUUGGUCAGCGGAAUGCCAUCCCAAUGGGCGUGGCACCAACUGCUAUGCAGCGACUAGCACAUAGUGAGGGAGAAAUUGCCACAGCUCGAGCUUGCGCCAAGGCAGGCAUUGUCAUGGGCCUGUCGAGCUUCAGCACAACUACACUCGAAGACGUUGCAGAGGCAAGUGGACACAACGCGAAUGUUCUGCAACUAUACCUGUUCGAGGAGAAGCAGCACUCGAUUGAGCUCAUCGAGAGGGCGAAGAAAGCUGGAUAUAAGGCUGUGCUGCUGACCGUGGAUACUCCUUACCUUGGUAGACGGAAUCUGGAGAUUAGAAAUCAGUUCAAAUUACCUGCACACCUCAAGAUUGCAAAUUUCGCUGAGAACCCUGACGAUAUGGAAGAGAUAGAAAACGAGAGCGGAGAUAGUCAGGAAAGCCAACAGGCUAAGAAGACAAGGCGGAGAAGGGCAAGCUCUAUUGGAUACCAGAACGGAGAGAGGAGAGUCGCGCCUACAGGUCCUAUCACCUUCCAUUCGCAUGCGCCGAAUCCUUUGCUGAGUUGGGAAGAUAGUAUACCUUGGUUGAAGGAGGUGGCACACCCUAUGGAAGUUUGGGUCAAGGGUAUUGCGACUGGUGAGGAUGCACUACUGGCCAUUCACCACAAGGUUGAUGGUAUUGUUGUAUCGAAUCAUGGUGGCCGCCAGCUAAAUGGAGCUCUGGCUACUCUGGACGCCCUGCCCGAGGUAGUUGAGGCUGUGAACAAGAGGGUGCCUGUCCACGUCGAUGGAGGCAUCAGGCACGGUACGGACAUCUUCAAAGCACUUGCACUGGGAGCAGACUUUUGCUGGAUCGGUCGUCCUGUGUUAUGGGGUCUCGCUUAUAAAGGUGAAGAAGGUGUUGCAUUGGCUCUGAGACUGUUGUCAGACGAGUUCAGGUUAUGCAUGAGUCUGGCUGGUGUGACGAGGGUGAGCGAUAUUAGCAAGGAGUAUCUUGUCAAAAUGAACCGAGAUGGAUUCGUGAGCAGAUUGUGA